Molecule: messenger RNA, 1563 nt
Organism: Monascus purpureus
Lineage: Eukaryota; Fungi; Ascomycota; Eurotiomycetes; Eurotiales; Aspergillaceae
Source: the annotation of a GenBank genome assembly
AUGAUCUCGGCAACUAGAGUCGUUCCGCCUGCCACCGUGCGGACAGCAGUCUUGCAGUCACAUAUGCCCCGGGCAGUGACUGGAUAUAGCGGCGCUGCUGUGCAUCGGCAGCUUGUUGCUCAGAACUUUUCAUUCUCGACUUCGUACGCGUCAGCACUCACAACCCCAGCGAACCGCAAGACCACAUUUCUUCAACCUGUGAAUCUCCCCGUGUCUCAACUCACCUCCCCAUGGACGGCCCUUCCUGUGGCCAGGUCAUUCCAUGCAGCCGCAUCGCGAUAUCAACAACAGCAAACGGGAAAGGAGAGUGGCAAAGAAGAGAGUCACAAGGAAGAGUCCAAGGACGAGGGAAAGAGAGAGGCUCCCCCACCGCCGCCACCCCAUGGAGAUAAGACUCCAUGGCAGGUUUUUAGAGACACCCUUCAAGCGGAAUUUAAAGCAUCAAAGGAGUGGAAUGAAUCGACGAAAGCCCUUGCUUCGUCAGCGCAUCAGUUCACUGAAAACGAGUCUAUUAAACGGGCCCGUGCUGCCUAUGAAGCUGCCUCUGGUGCUGCAAGCUCGGGAACAUCUUCUGCGUUUAAGACAACCGGUAAAGCUAUCGGAAAAGGUGCUGCGUGGACAUGGAAUACCCCAGUUGUUAAGGGUGUCCGCAAAGGACUGGUUGCCACCGGAAGUGGUAUUGAGAAGAUAACACGACCCGUGAGGGAGACAGAGGCAUACAAGACGGCUGUGGGCGGUGUGAAGAAUGCAAUUGAUGAUGGCAGCAGCUCCCGUUACGGCGGAUGGCUUGAAAAGGAAGAGAGGCGGAAACAAAGGCAGCUCCGAGAACAGAUGGAGGCGCAGUCAGGGCGCUCGAACAAGGUGGAACAAAUGGUUGAGGACCCAAAUGCGGGAACCAACCUUACCCUCCACAAAGAUUCCGCAUGGAAGGAGUCGUGGCGUGAAUUCCGUGACUCAAACCCAAUGAUGCAGAAGCUUUUCACGUUGAAGGAGACCUACAACGAAUCAGAGAACCCUCUUAUUAGUACAGCACGCAGUAUUUCGGACCGAGUCGCUGGGUUCUUCGCUGAAAAUGAAACUGCCAGGGUUAUUAAAAAAAUCAAGGAAAUGGACCCGAACUUCCAAAUGGAAUCUUUCUUGCGAGAAAUGCGCGAAUAUAUGCUACCUGAAGUGCUCGACGCAUAUGUAAAAGGAGACAUUGAGACACUGAAACUGUGGCUAUCAGACGCUCAGUUCCAUGUCUACGAGGCUCUUUCCAAGCAGUAUACCACCGCCGGUCUGAAGUCAGAUGGCCGCAUUCUGGACAUCCGCGGUGUUGAUGUUUCCCACGCCCGCAUGCUCGAACCAGGUGACAUUCCAGUGUUUGUUGUCACCUGCCGCACACAAGAGGUCCACGUAUACAGAAAUGUGAAGACAAACGAGCUCGCAGCUGGUAUGGAGGACAAGGUUCAAUUAGUUACAUAUGCUAUUGGUCUUACCAGGAUCCCUGAAGAUGUCAACAACCCAGAGACCAGAGGAUGGAGAUUGAUCGAGCUGCAGAAAGCUGCUCGGGAUUACAUCUAA